AAAAACUUGGUUUAGCGAAGUAGUAAACAUAGUUUCAAGUAGAAAAAGAUCUAAAAUAAUCGCCGAAAUGUGCGAUAAAUGGGAUUAUGUACUUAUAUUUAAAAAAAUAAAAGUUAAGAAGGAAACGGAAGAAUAUCUGGAAUUAACACAGAGAUUCGAAGCAGCGGUAAAUGAUGUUCUAGCUGGAAGAGAUGAGCAAUCGGUCGCUAUAAAUUAUGAACUUGAUUUUGAGACAUUGUGUGACGAGGUACAUCGCUUCAAAAAUUCUAAGGCGAAGAUGUAUGAGUACAAUGGAACCGGAAGAAUUUUCUCAUUCAAGGAGGAAAUGCUGUUAUUGAAGAUCUUGGCGACGAUUUCGCAACCCUAUUGCACAUGUCAAACCUGCACAUUAGAACGACUGCCGUAUAUGGCUUAUCAUGUAGCCCAAGAGAAAAAUAAGAUAUAUCCGCGUGACUGGGAUGUAAAUCAGCGAGCGGGAAAAGUAUGGCAGAUGAAUUUCGAAAUAGAAUAUGAAUAUGAGAUCUCGAACUCAUUUCCGCUUAUGUGCAAGUUAACACAAAACAUCCGAGCAAAGUAA
Messenger RNA from Mycetomoellerius zeteki, 577 nucleotides. RefSeq lists its product as uncharacterized. The transcript has a single exon. Bases 68 to 577 code for a protein of 169 amino acids. Lineage: Eukaryota; Metazoa; Arthropoda; Insecta; Hymenoptera; Formicidae. The record is from RefSeq and is a predicted model, not a curated record.